Propithecus coquereli (Coquerel's sifaka) is the source of this 963-nucleotide messenger RNA. RefSeq names its product wingless-type MMTV integration site family, member 7A (gene WNT7A). Bases 304 to 963 code for a protein of 219 amino acids. The transcript has 4 exons. The record is from RefSeq and is a predicted model, not a curated record. NCBI's taxonomy places the organism in Eukaryota, Metazoa, Chordata, Mammalia, Primates, Indriidae. Gene Ontology annotation, molecular function: cytokine activity; frizzled binding. Gene Ontology annotation, cellular component: extracellular region. Gene Ontology annotation, biological process: neuron differentiation; positive regulation of JNK cascade; cell fate commitment.
GGGGCGGGGGCGGGAGGCAGCAGUGCCCCCGCACUCCCCGCGUCUCGCACACUUGCACCGGUAACCAGCGCGCAGCCCAGCGUCGCCCCGCGCCGCGCUCGCUCCUCCCUCCCUCCUCCGGCUGCGUGGCUCCCGCGCUCCUGGCGAGGCUCAGGCGCCGAGCGCUCGGACGGGCGCACGGACAGACCGCCGCGGGGACGCCUCGGCCCGCGCCUCCGGGGCGGGCUAUGUUGAUUGCCCCGCCGGGGCCGGCCCGCGGGAUCAGCACAGCCCGGCCCGCGGCCCCGGCGGCCAGCGGGGACUAUGAACCGGAAAGCGCGGCGCUGCCUGGGCCACCUCUUUCUCAGCCUGGGCAUGGUCUACCUCCGGAUCGGGGGCUUCUCCUCAGUGGUAGCUCUGGGCGCAAGCAUCAUCUGUAACAAGAUCCCAGGCCUGGCUCCCAGACAGCGGGCGAUCUGCCAGAGCCGGCCUGACGCCAUCAUCGUCAUAGGAGAAGGCUCACAAAUGGGCCUGGACGAGUGUCAGUUUCAGUUCCGCAAUGGCCGCUGGAACUGCUCUGCACUGGGGGAGCGCACCGUCUUUGGAAAGGAGCUCAAAGUGGGUAGCCGGGAGGCUGCCUUCACCUACGCCAUCAUUGCCGCCGGCGUGGCCCACGCUAUCACAGCUGCCUGUACCCAGGGUAACCUCAGCGACUGUGGCUGCGACAAGGAGAAGCAAGGCCAGUACCACCGGGACGAGGGCUGGAAGUGGGGUGGCUGCUCUGCCGACAUCCGCUACGGCAUCGGCUUCGCCAAGGUCUUUGUGGAUGCCCGGGAGAUCAAGCAGAAUGCUCGGACGCUCAUGAACUUACACAAUAACGAGGCGGGCCGAAAGAUGCCGGUGAAGACCCUCUUCUUACCCACUCCUGAAACCCAGAACGGCAGCUUCUCAGGGGCCACCUUUAGGGAACAUGGCCACCGGUGA